Dentiscutata erythropus is the source of this 200-nucleotide messenger RNA. Lineage: Eukaryota; Fungi; Glomeromycota; Glomeromycetes; Diversisporales; Gigasporaceae. The record is from the annotation of a GenBank genome assembly.
AUGACAGAACUGUUAAAUGAAGAACUACCAAGCAUACCAUUACUUGAAUAUGUUACCAAUAUAUUACCAUCGACUUAUAAUUAUAUUAUCUCUGAUUUUCACCAACUUCCUGAUUUUGUCACAGCAGAAGAAUUUAUAAUCCAUCAAUUUGAAUUAAAUCUUUUCAUAAAUGCUAAUGAUGUUGAUAGAGCACGACAGUG